AUGUCUGCCUCCGAACCCGCCCCCGCAUUCACAUCUCCCGAAACUGCGGCGCCGGAGUUGGAUGUUCCCAAGCUCCAUGCACUUCCCUCCGAGCAACAGGACCUUUACCUGCUCACCUUUACCUCUGAUUUAGUGCAGUACAUAUCCGGCCUCGAUGCGGUGCAGGUCUCCGCACAGCAAAAAUCCCUCAAGCAGGAACUGUUCAAAAUCCUGACCCUCUCCUCCCCGACCCUCACGCGAGUCCUCCGCAACAACCUGGGACGAUGCUUCGGUGCGAUUCUGGCGAAAGGCGAUCGCGGGAUCCUCUUCGAGACGAUCACCGCUCUGCUAGGGAUAUUGAAUGCUAGUAAGAGCGAGGCUGAACUGAAGACCAAGUUCGCAGCCGUGCAUUGUCUGGGCGAGGUGUUUGCGACCGCUGGCGAGAGCGCAUUCAUGCAGUCAAAUGUUGCGAUUGCGGGCACACUCAAGUUGUUCAAGUCAGCCAGCAGUCAUACUGGCUUGCGCGGUGUUAUAUUCUCUGUGCUGCGCAAGAUCGUUGUGGGAAUUGGGGUCCCAAUCGACGAGUCAGUCGCGCGGGACAUCUGGAAGCAGGCGCGGAAUGCGGCGACGGGCGACAAGUCGACUUCGGUCCAGGUCCACGCGUGUCGUUGCAUGGAACAACUGAUUAAUACGACACCCUUUUUCGACAAUACGAACGACUUCGACAACUUGAAAACUACCAUAUGGAAGGCAAUUGAUAGUCCGACUGCACAAGUUCGCCAUGCCGCGGCUGCUGUCCUCGGGCGAGCGCUUGUCAAGCUACACGUCAGCGAGACGUAUGUCAUUGCAGCGCCCAAACCGAAGGCAAAGAAGUCGAAGCGAAUGUCCAAGAUGCCAGCCCCUCGGCCGGGGGAGGAGGACGAGGACGAAAUGUCCGAGUCAUCUGUGGCGGCCGCCAAUGCGGCUAAGAAAGACGCGCGGUUGUUCUUUCUCCUCCCCGAUCUCCUACGGCAACUAUCCUCCCAAUACUUGAAAAGCACGACCACGAAUCGCUCGCGCGCCGGAAUUUGCCUAUGUUAUAAGUACGUGCUUCGCAAUUUGGCUGAUAAAACCGUGGAGGAACGGUAUGGGCAAAUUGCGUCGAAUCUGCUCUUCGAGCUGCUGAACCACCCGACGGUCACAUACAACCGGUUUCGACUCCUCAUGACUCGCAAGUUUGUCAAAACCAUUCUCGAGGACACCAUUGGCCGCGAAUUGCUUCGGGAGAACAGCCAACUGAAUGCUGCUAGAUGGCUUAUCAAUGAUAUCCUGAAGGAUUACCCACAAGUCAUCCAGGAACGCCGUGAGCCGAGCAAGUAUACAUUGACAAGCACUAUUAGUGCUUUAUCCUCUCUCAUCGCGUCCCUUGGCUCUGCAUUCGGCGUUCUCGCCGACAGCUGCCGUGAUGCGUUGCUUCAGGUUCUCCCUCACCCAAGCUAUACGGUCCAGAUCCACGCAGCGCACUGCUUGCGAGGCUUUGUGCUUGCAUGUCCCCAUCAGCUUCUCUCAUGCGUCACCAUUUGCAUGAACAGCUUAAACAGAGAAAUUGGCCAGCUCGCCACACCAAGGCAUUCUCCCCGUCGCUGCAUUGGAUAUGCAAACGGUCUCUCCGCAAUGCUCAGUACUUCCCGUCUUCAACCGCUGUAUGGUGCAGUCGAUGUGUUUGCUCAAAUUUUCACCCAGGCAACAGAUCUUCUCAAAAACAGCACCACCUCUGAGCUACGAGUUGCAAGCACCCAAGUCCAGACGGCUUGGAUCUUGAUUGGUGGAUUGAUGCCCCUUGGACCAAGUUUCGUCAAGAUCCAUCUCUCCCAGUUGAUGCUACUCUGGAAGAAUGCCCUGCCGAAGCAUUUGAGCAAAGAGAACUCCGCUCAACCGAGUACGCUGGAAACAAGUUUCCUUGCUCAUGUGCGAGAGUGCGCCCUGAGCGCCUUGCUGGUCUUCAUGGAAUUCAACAGCAAGCUUAUCACCGCUGAUGGUGCGAAGAGGAUAGCAGGAAUGCUGCAGAAUACAGUAGAGUUUUUGAACGAAGUACCACGGCCCAAGUCUAUGGAGGAUAUCUCACAGCGACUACAUCCGUCUUUACAGCUUCAUGACUUUACGACCAUGGUCCGCCGUCGAGUUCUCCAGUGCUUCUCAAAGUUGGUCCAUGUUCACCAUCCUAGUCAUGGCGAUAUCAUCUUCCAGUCCAACCUUCUCAAUCUCGCCAUCUCUGCAUUCGCCGACCCAGAAAUCCAGAACCGGCCGUUGGAAAGCUCCAUUGCGGGCUCAACGGGUCAAUUUGAUGGCCUGUGGGAUCUUUGCGACAACUAUGGAUUUGGCGUCACUGGUCUUGCCCGGGAAUACAUUCGCGUCGCCCUGACUGGAUCGCAUGGCAACGAGAAUGGUCCCGCCUGGUCUGCGAUUGAUUCCGCGGACCAAGCUGUUGACGACACUUUGACCUUCCCCAUUUGUGAAGCUAUUGAGCAUGAUUCGGUGCUUCUGUAUAGCUUGCGCGGUGGCGAUGCGCUAUGUGUGGACCCACCCACCACCGGAGUUGUCAAUGCAGCAAUCGAUCUUUUUUCGGUUGCUAUUGCUCUUCAUUCCCCCAAGAUGCAAGAGAGCAGCGUGGAGCAAAUCGCCACGUUCCUAUCUUCCUCGACGCUCCAGAGGAAUCCUGGGAGGAAGGCAGCAUUAGUGGUCAACAUUUCGGUGGCCCUUCUACAUGCCUUGAAGGUUGCUGUAAAAGAGACAGACUUUGUGGCUGGAAAGCUGAACCCAUCCACCGACAAGAUUCUGCAAGAGCUCGUUCAGAAAUUUGUGGUCGACACUGACCCUAUCGUCCGCACCAUUGGAGUUGAGGCGCUAGGACGUCUGUGUGACAGCGCUGGAAAUGCAUGCACUAACGCGCAAGUCAGUUGGCUUGUAGACACAAUCGUCGCGAACAGGGAGCCGAAUGCCCGAGCUGGCUGUGCUGCUGCUUUGGGAUGCAUUCAUUCUCAAAUCGGUGGAAUGGCAGCUGGUCUGCACCUUAAGACCAUUGUUGGCGUGCUCAUGUCUCUUUGCAAUGAUCCUCAUCCAGUAGUGCACUUCUGGGCUCUUGGCGGCUUAGAGAGAGUCGCGAACUCCGCUGGCUUGACCUUCUCGCCAUUCGCCUCCAGCUCGUUGGGCAUGCUUGCCCAGCUCUACAAUGCUGACACUCACAAUGAGGAAGCAGCAUCAUUGGCGACUUCGAACAUCGAGAUGUCGUUCCUGACACCAGUGGUCAUCAGUCGAUGCGUGGACUCAUUGAUCAACGUUCUCGGACCGGACUUGCAAGAUGUUGCGAAAACUCGCAACCUCAUUCUUACCCUGCUUCGCCAGUUCCAGUUGGAAGAAAAACCUGCCUUAGUUACGGAGAGCUCCAAGUGCUUGGAUCACUUUUCUCUUUAUGCGCCCAGCUUUGUGGACUUCACUGGAUAUGUCAAGCGCUUGCAGACCGAGCUUCGCGCAAGCAACUCCUUAAUGCGAGAUGUAGCUGUUCGCGGACUCAGCAACUUGAUGAAAAGAGACGCCACUUCUGUCGUGCAAGCAGCGACUGAAACACUCGAGGAUGAUAUCUGGCUUGCCUUCGACGACGCACCAGACAACCGACCUCUCAAGACAAUGAUCCAGGAAUGGCUUCAGCAGACUGCUCUUACUGAGACUGAUUUGUGGAUCCACCGCUGCCACAACAUCAUGACAAAAACUCGUAACAAGGUGGAACCACCGCCAACAACCGCUGUCCAGGCUGUUGCACCUGAUAUUCCUGACGAUGAAGUCGCUGGAUUUGCCUCUGCAACUGCUGGUGAAGGGCAAACCGAUUCCGCUAACGAUGGUGUCUCCGGCCAAGAACUUUUGAAAUGGCAGACGCGCAACUUUGCCAUGAGCUGCCUCUAUGAGCUGUUGGCAACGGUCCAAGAAGCUAUUCUGCCCGACCAAACCAUUCCGGCAGAAUUGGCGCUACAGUCCAAGGUUGGAGACAUCGUGCGAAUGGCGUUCUCUGCAUCCACUGCCAGUGUCAUUGAGCUGCGGGUGUGGGGUCUGAAGAUUAUCGACCAAGUCUUGACCAUGUUUGGAAAGACUCCGGACCCGGAUUUCGCCGAGGCGUCCCUUUUGGAACAAUACCAGGCUCAGAUCGGAUCUGCCCUGACACCAGCAUUCGCGGCUGACUCCUCUGCGGAGCUCGCUUCUGAGGCAAUCAAUGUAUCGGCCACAUUUAUCGCUACUGGUAUAGUGACGAAUGUGGAUCGGAUGGGCAGAAUCCUCAAGUUCCUGGUCCUUGGUCUCGAAAACUUCGCGAAGAACCCUGACACGACUGUGAUCGGCGAUCUCAAGGGGUUGAACUCUAACGCACGGGUGAUGGUCAAACUAGCCCUUUUCUCUGCGUGGGCUCGGCUGCAAGUCGCAAGCAUGGAGCACGAGUAUCUCAAUCAGGUGGUUCAGCCUUAUCUCGCUAGGCUUACUCCACUUUGGCUGUCUUCCCUUCAGGAGUAUGCUCGUUUGCGAUUUGAGCCAGAUAUUUCGGGUGCUUUGGGUACGAGUACACAGAGCGACGAUCUGGAUGAGGUUUACGCUGCACUGAAUCGUGAGACAUUGUUGAAGUUCUACCAAGACACGUGGCUCAAUCUCGUUAACGCCAUUGCUGGGCUUGUUGAAAAGGAUAUUGACUUCGUCUUUGAUGCUCUGGAUGGCAGGCUCCAACUGGCCGAGGACGCAAAUAAACCCGACACAUCGGAAAAGAAGGGCGACGAUGAGGGAGAAAAAGACAAGGAUCUUCCGAAUGGCGAGCCCAAGGGCAAAGGACAUGACAUCAACUACCGUGAAGAACCCGUUGCCUUCUUCUUUGUGCUGUUUGGUCUUGCUUUUGAAGCGCUUGUUGACCAAUCAACCUUGGCCUCGCAACGGUUGCAGAUUCUGCAAGCUCUCAAGCGAAUCCUGAGGCCAAUCAUUUCUGGAAAUGCCAUCUAUCAAGACGCGAUUUUCUCGGAGACGAUGGAUACCUUUGACCGUCUCGUGUUGACUGAGGCCACUCCUAUCCAGACCGUCAUUGUUGAGAUUGCACAAAAUCUAUCGCUGGAUCACCCAGCUGCACAGAGCAACCAAGAACGGAGUGACCAUCUGUCGGAUGAUAUCGAGCAACUCUUCGAGCUAACCAGGAGCAUCAUCCUUGUUCUUGCUGGCAUGCUUCCGAACCUCCGGGAGUCGACCCCUAUGGCACGUUUUAAUGUGACAUCGGAUGAUUCUCUUGCGCUUAUUCGCUUGGCGCUUGGCUCACUUGUUGACGUGGCAUCGGUCUUCCCAUCGAUCAUUCGCAAUGAUCUUCACGCCUGUAUACUGCACAUCUUCACCACUAUUCUUGCCACGGGUAUCUGCCAGGCAGAGGUUGUGCCGCAGGCCCUACCUAUUUUCCGGCAGUUCAUCCAGAGCAUUACUCAAUCCUCUGACAUUCCAGAAGACCUUGACGUGGUUGCUUUCCAACUACGUGGCUGCCUUACUCGGUUCUUGACCAUUCUCACCAUUGCCCAGCGCCGAGAAUCGGAUUCUUCUAUGCCCUGUGCUAAGAAUACCCUCUUAGCUAUCACUUUUCUCCUGACGACUGGUGGACAUGUCCUCCCGCCCCAGGAACCCGUCAUCAACUCCGUCCUUGACGAGUUGCUUGACUGCCUCCAUGAUGUCGGGCUCGCCACUGUUGCUGCCAGCUGCCUCCGCUCAAUUCUUUCCAAGCCCGGCCCGCGCUACAUGACAGACGACGUGAUCGCUCGGUAUCUCAUUCCCCGGCUCAUCGCCUUUCUCGUCAGCUGUCCAGAGGACUCUGGCGAGGUGCCUAGCGACCCCGAGAACUCGCGUUCUGUUAUCGCACGCACUCUUGUGUCGUGUGUGACCAACUCGAUCUUUUCGCCUGCCGCAAUGCCUACCGCAACCUCGCUCGUCAUGUCUGCGCUGUUGGCCCGCGCCAAACACGAGGGCCAAACGGUUCACACAGAAUCUGCCGUCUAUAUCCUUGAGCUCGCCAAGGCAGACCAGGUCAUCUUCCGGACCUUGGUGGCGAAUAUGAAUGCAGACCAGAAAUCGCUCUUAGAAGAGGUGCUCCGUAGUGUGGGUGUUGGUGCGGGGGCGUCCAAGUCGGGCGAUGCGGAGGUAAUCACUCAACAGGCCGCGCCGACUAUCGCCCUGCGCAUGGAUUUCUAA
Penicillium canariense is the source of this 6207-nucleotide messenger RNA. Its product is annotated as AP-1 complex accessory protein LAA1. The transcript is spliced from 3 exons. Bases 1 to 6207 code for a protein of 2068 amino acids. Gene Ontology annotation, biological process: endocytosis; retrograde transport, endosome to Golgi; intracellular protein localization. The record is from RefSeq and is a predicted model, not a curated record. Gene Ontology annotation, cellular component: membrane; Golgi apparatus; endocytic vesicle. Lineage: Eukaryota; Fungi; Ascomycota; Eurotiomycetes; Eurotiales; Aspergillaceae.